Molecule: messenger RNA, 3339 nt
Organism: Gaeumannomyces tritici R3-111a-1
Lineage: Eukaryota; Fungi; Ascomycota; Sordariomycetes; Magnaporthales; Magnaporthaceae
Exons: 2
Coding region: 181-3339 (1052 amino acids)
Cellular component (GO): nucleus; cytoplasm
Molecular function (GO): protein binding
Source: RefSeq, a predicted model, not a curated record
CACCACACCUGGAAUUGUUAUUCAAUACCAGCAGUGCCUUGCAAUCCACUUCCCAGCCCCAACCCAGUUACUCAUCCGAAUCGCCGGGUCAAUUUAUCCUUUCGAACCUUGCCACCUUGGUUGUGGAGCCUACGUUGCUGUAUCGGGAACCACCGUCGUCGUUGCGCCCCGCCCCGCGUUAUGUCGCCCUUCGGGCGGAAGAAGCCUAGCGAGGAGGCUUCCUCGAGCUCUGAAAAGCGGCCCAGUCGCUUGAAAUUCUGGCGCAGGCCGAAACUGGGCGGUCCAGGCAAGGCCGCGCCUGCCAAGGAUGACUACGAGCCAAACAAUGAAAUCAUCAUUCCCGAACCCUCUAGUUUGUUUCGAAUCACCGACGAACCCAAAUUAUCGAAUGCUCCAACGCCAGCACCUCCCGAACCGUCCCCAACAAGCAACAACAAAGAUGGCGGAACGACGGCGACGAAUUCGGAAUCUUUGUGGGAUAUGGCGUACGAAGCCCUUCGGAAAGAGAAGCCAGAAGUAGUGCAGGCCUACGAGGAACUGCUGUCCAAAAUGUCGACUUGCCUGGCGAACACAUCUUCCACGACCGACCUGAACGAAGUCCUUUCCAAAGCGGCCAGCGAUCCGGUAAACACACCUUUCGCGUCCAACACCGGAACAGCGGACUAUCAAGCGCAAAAUGCUACAAUUCGACGGGAUAUGAUGACGGACAUUAUCGCUUUAGGCCGCAAGCACAUGGAAGGGAAACAGAUCGCCUUCAAGAUCGGAUCGCAUAAAUUUGUACUUCAAGAUCAAGUGCAAAAUCUUGUUGCCGGCGUCCAAUUUGGAAAGGACUGGAUCGGUGAGGCGGUGCAAGCCAGCCCGCCGGCGAGCAUAGCCUGGGCAGGCGUUUGCCUGCUUCUGCCCCUCCUGACCAACCCUAAAGAAGUGGAGGCAGCCAACGAAAAGGGCCUCGCGUAUGUCACCCUAAAGAUCCGGUACUACACAGCUAUGGAAUCGCUUUUCCUGGACAAACAGGCUUUUUCAGCAGCCGUAAAGCAGGAGUACCGAAAUCUCCUUAUCGAACUCUAUCAGGCUAUCAUCGACUUCCAAGCCCAGAGCGUUUUGCGGUUCUUUAGGGGUCGAUUCAGCAACUUUUUGAGAGAUACCGUGAAAUGGGAUUCGUGGGAAGGAAUGCUUCAAAAAGUCAAAGAGUCGGGACGCAGGGUUGAAAGCAAAUCGUUGCAAAUCAAUGCCGCCUUAAGCAGCGCAGCACUAAGCGAACUCGUUCACUGGGCGAAGCAGUCGGACGAAGAAAAGUGCCUGCAGAGCUUGAGGUGUGGAGAUUAUGCUUGGUACAAAGACCGAGUCCAUGAGCGCGUAUCGGAUACGUGUUUUUGGUUUCUGAACCACGACAGCUAUCAGUCUUGGUUGAAUGACAAAUCUGGCCCACUGCUGGUUUCGGCCGAUCCGGGGUGCGGCAAGUCUGUCCUCGCCAGAUAUCUCAUCGACUCCAGGUUCGACUUCAGACUGCCCAGCGACGCUGCGAUAUGCUACUUUUUCUUCAAGGAAUCGGACCAGAACACAGUCGAAUUUGCUCUUUGUGCUUUAAUCCAUCAGCUGCUUUGUCUGCGCCCCAAGCUGAUGCGCCACGCACUGCCGAGGUAUAAACAGGACGGAGCGGGGCUUGCCAGCAACAUUACUGCGCUCUGGAACAUCUUGGAAAGUGCCACAGCAGACCCAGAAGCCGGGACUGUUCUUAUUGUUUUCGACGCUUUGGACGAAUGCUUGCAAAACGAUCGCAAUAUGGCGACCCUGUCACAAUACAUCCGCACCCAUUUCGAAAAAGGCCCGAAGCAUAUGAAGAUCUUCCUAACCAGUCGACCUUAUCAAGGAACGAUCCGGCACAUUCAGGGGCUCGAAAAGUCUUUUCCCAACAUCCGAAUUAGAGGCGAAGAUGAUUCCGAAACCAUUCGCGAGGAGAUUAAUUCGGUUAUCGAGUACCGAGUGGACCGGAUGGAAUUUGGCGAUGACCUUAAAGCACACCUAAAGCAACGCCUAAUGCACAUCUGUCAGAAAACACUGUCUCUAGUCAUCCAUGAAUCGGAAGAAUGCAUUGUCUCUCCUUUCCUCUGUCCUUCGAAGAGGAUGGUUGUUCUCGUUGAUAUACACAAAGUAUGUGUUUUUGACCACCUAGAAAGCCACGUUAUCAAAAACACCGUUCAAGGGCUCGACAAGGCUGUCGAAAACCUGCCCGCCACGGUUAACGAGGCGUAUGAGAAGAUUUUAAGCCGAUCCAGCCACCCAACAGAAACCAGGAAAGCUAUCCUCAUCCUCCUCGCGGCGUACCGGCCGCUCACCCUUCACGAGAUGCAAGUUGCAGUCGGCCUGGACACCGACAGUACCAGCCUGCAAAGCCUUGAUUUGGAGCCCGACGAGAGCUUCGGACGACGUCUCCGAGACUGGUGUGGUCUGUUCAUCACGGUGCAUGAUGACAAAGUUUACUUCCUCCACCAAACGGCGAGGGAGUUUCUCCUCCCUCUUGCUGCGUCCUUGCCGGCUCCUCCUAGCACCACAACAUGGGCGCAUGCUUUCACCAUUCGCCAAGCACACACGGUUCUUGCCGAAUCUUGUACCGUGUAUCUCGACCUCCGAACCGACGAAAACGUGGAAGCCGACUUUUUAAAUUAUUCUGCCAAAAAUUGGGGUGCUCAUUUCCGGGAGGCUAAUAUCGUCGAUGGUGCUGCUAUUAUACCUUUCGCCUUAAGGGUUUGUGAUCCAAAUUCGAAGUGCCAUUCGGCGUGGUUCGAUAUCUAUUGGCAGUUAGAGAUGCAGAGCUCCUACAGCGGUUUUACAAAUCUUAUCAUAGCGUCGUAUUUUGGGCACGAGGCCGUGGUCAAGCUGCUGCUCGAUACAGGCAAGGUCGACGUCGACAGCAAGGACGACGAGUACGGGCAGACGCCGCUAUCGUGGGCCGCGCUUAACGGGCAUGAGGCCGUGGUCAAGCUGCUGUUCGAUACAGGCAAGGUCGACGUCGACAGCAAGGACGAUUACGGGCGGACGCCGCUAUCGUAUGCCGCGCUUAACGGGCAUAAGGCCGUGGUUAAGCAGCUGCUCGAUACAGGCAAGGUCGACGUCGACAGCAAGGACGACGAGUACGGGCAGACGCCGCUAUUGUGGGCCGCGCUUAACGGGCACGAAGCCGUGGUUAAACAGCUGCUCGAUACAGGCAAGGUCGACGUCGACAGCAAGGACAAUAACGGGCAGACGCCGCUAUCGUAUGCCGCGGAGAACGGGCACAAGGCCGUGGUCAAGCUGCUGUCGAAGAAUGGGGACGGACUCGUUGCGAAACUUCCCGAAUAA